CCCCCACCCUGUACCCGACCUCCAACUUCCUCAAUCAUGAACGCAGCAGUGACUAAUAUGGCGGUGAUGAUGGGUGCGAUGCAGGUGGCUAAGCGGAUCCCUUUUGAAGAAGAACCAGUGUACAUCGUGUAUGCCCGUGUGGCUUACAUCUCUGCACAGAUCCUAGUGCUGCUCAUCAACUUUUACAUGUCGAUGAAGGUCAAGAAGGCCAACGAUCUGACCGUCCUCAAGUACGUGGGACCCAAGUCGGCCAUGUCUCAAGAACCAGGCGAGCUGGUAACGACGACUCACAGGGACUAUGAUCUGCAGGAAAUCUCAAAGGCCAUGAGGGGAGUGUACAUGGGAAUGGCAAUGGUUGCCGGUAUGCAUUUCUACAUGGGAUACACAAACCCUCUGGUCAUCCAAUCUAUCCUUCCCCUCAAGAACGUCUUUGAGUCCAACGAAGCCAAGAUUUGGCUCUUUGGCAAGCAGGCUGCCGGUGAUCUCAAGCGACCUUUCAAGGCUGCCCCUGGACCCUUUGGAAUGGGAGCUGCUGGUGGACCGGCUACAGAUGCCGCUUCGAUCAAGGAGGCUGAGAAGGCUGGUGGGCUGGCAAAGAAGUCCGAGUAGAUGGCUUGAGACCGGGAGGUGUAGAGCAGGGAGAAGGGGAGGAAUUAGGGUGAGAGAUGUGGAGAUUUCGGCGGUGUGGGGGCUCAGUGAAGCCGUCUGUAGACUGGAGGAGGGCGGGUGCUGGCUACGCAGCAGGCAAAACUGUUCAUGGCCUCCCGCAUGCACUACACG
Messenger RNA from Microstroma glucosiphilum, 780 nucleotides. RefSeq names its product putative PHO88-involved in phosphate transport. Bases 58 to 609 code for a protein of 183 amino acids. The record is from RefSeq and is a predicted model, not a curated record. Lineage: Eukaryota; Fungi; Basidiomycota; Exobasidiomycetes; Microstromatales; Microstromataceae. Gene Ontology annotation, cellular component: mitochondrion; endoplasmic reticulum. Gene Ontology annotation, biological process: protein targeting to ER. The transcript is spliced from 3 exons.